Corticium candelabrum is the source of this 709-nucleotide messenger RNA. RefSeq lists its product as uncharacterized. The record is from RefSeq and is a predicted model, not a curated record. The transcript is spliced from 2 exons. The coding region runs from base 116 to 526 and encodes 136 amino acids. Lineage: Eukaryota; Metazoa; Porifera; Homoscleromorpha; Homosclerophorida; Plakinidae.
UCUGUAAUCGUAAGGUGAAUCUCUGCUAAGUCUGGCGGGGAGUGUUUUGCAUGUGUGAGUUAUCAGUUCGCAUCUGAUCACUGACGGUUGUCCUUUGAAGACAGAAGAGAGGGCCAUGGAUGAAAUUCGAAAGUUGUGUCGGGCAUACGGCUCCCUGGACGUGCAAUUAAGCCCCAAGAAUCAGUUUCGGCAAACAAAAGUGCCUUGCAAGAACAACGGUUACUGUUUAUCAAAAGUGGAGAAGCUCUACACCAAUGGUCUUGCAGUGAAUUUUGAAGUCGACUCUAGAUGGUGUAACGAUGCUGCUCCAUGCAAUCAGAACACUGCAGCUGCAGCUGUAGCGGUCAAUGAGGACCCACCUUCACCACAAGAUGCCAUUUUUCGUGCCAUCGUACGGGCUGCUCUGAUGGUAGGCAAUGAAAGUCCAGAAAGGGUCCAUGACUUCUGCUUGCAGAUCAAACGCUGGGCCAAUUCUUCGCUUGGAAACGAACGAUCAGAAUCAAAGAACGAAUUGAACUGUUUGUGACAUACGUGUCACACUAGAUGGUGUUGCCAGUCUGUAACUGCAAUAUCUGUAUCUUGUUGUGUGCUGAAUGGUGAGAAUGUCUGUCGUACUCUACAUGCUCGCUGCGUUCUUGGCUGUAAUAUAGGUGUACUAAAAACACAUUAUGCAACCGGAUUACAAGUUUUGCUCUAGAAGAUAUUUAGA